This is a messenger RNA of Debaryomyces tyrocola, 462 nucleotides long. The record is from the annotation of a GenBank genome assembly. NCBI's taxonomy places the organism in Eukaryota, Fungi, Ascomycota, Pichiomycetes, Serinales, Debaryomycetaceae.
AUGGCAACAGGGCAACAAAGAAAGAUUGACUUGACUCAACUUCAACCUCAACAAAUCAUUGAAUUUCGUAAAUCUACUGAACAAGAGAUAAACCAUUUCACUCAAUCAUUACAAGCCUUACAAACAGCACAAUCAAGAUUGAAAGAAUGCAUUAAUAGUGUUGACAACAUGGAAAAAUCAGAUGCAUCUGAGUUAUUAGUUCCGUUGACUAGUUCUUUAUACUUACCAGGUAAGAUAGCGAAGAAGGAUGAAUACUUAGUUGAUAUAGGUACUGGGUAUUUUGUUAACAAGCUGGCAAAGGAAACUAAAUCUGUUUAUGAAAGUAAAAUAGAAAAGUUAAAUGGCGAUUCGAAGAAGCUUAAGGAAAUAUUAGUUCAAAAGAACGAAAUAUUGAAUAGCAUUAAUUUGGUGUUAAGAAAUAAAAUGAUUGAAUAUGAAAAACAACAGAAACAGCAACAAUAA